UCUUCUCACGCGUGUGUGUCAGGAUAAAAACCCGGUGAAACUGGUAAGGGAAUCCGUGACAAGGGACGCGAAAGCCACACAUAGACGACAAGUUUACCUGUUCGGACCUUCUUACACUAGAAAUACCGUGAAGAAAUGGUGAAUAGGGCCGCUUUAGCCCAAAGAUGGUUUUGGCCAAUCCUAGCUUUUAUAUUUGCCAUAUUUGCCGUGGCGUUGGCCUUGGCUCUCAUAGUAGUGACCAAGCAAAGAGAUGACCUGAGGUCAGGGACCACCACAACUGCUGCCAGCACGAGCAACGACACCGCCAAGGUCUGUGGCGCCACCAAUGCCAACGGGAACACCAUCAGUUUGGCUGAGCCCAGCAGCCCAGGACCGUUCCAUGAUCUGACCUCGUCAGAAAUCAAAACUCUGAGAACGUUCCUGGAGAACCAUCCAGACAUCAGGGCAGCCAAGGCAGGGGCAGCAACUUUGUCCUCCAGCUACAUUUUCAUGAUGGAUUUAUUUUUACCCAAAAAAGCGGAUGUCUUAAAUUAUCUCAACGGAACAAUAGCUACAGAUUUGAACCGCAGCGCUCGGGUAAUUAUGUUCAGAGGUGACAAGGUCCCAGCUGUUGUAGAGGAAUGGAAGUGCGGACCUUUACAGAAUAUUUAUUCGUGCCAACUUCUGAGCUCGACAGAGACCAGCACUAAGAAUCCAGUGGAGUUCUCUUUGAGGCCUAUUACUGAGCUAGAAAUCGGAAGUAGCGGACUAAAGUCAUUGUUGAAAACUAUAGAUGGUGAGAUCGGAACGAUUCUCCAAGAAAGCUACAAUGCCACGUUCACGACCUGUUCCCAGGCUAAAGAUUGCCUCACGCUGUAUGUCUCACCUGUUGGUUCUCAGCUUGUCAAUGACGUCAAUCAGAGGAAUGUGUGGAUAUUCCCAACCUAUAACGUGCCAUAUUACCUGCUACACCCACUGGGCCUGGGCAUCCUGUGUCAACUGAAUGGUGUGGACUCUACUAAAUGGUCACACAGUAAAGUUUGGUACUCUGGACAGUUAUACAAUUCAAUUGGAGAAUUUAAGACCGCCUAUAACACCAACAGUAAUGGAAUUAUCAAAAUCAAAUUGACCAGGCCAGCUCAGACGGACACACUAUUCUCGACACUGAACAGAAGAGGCGACGCCCAGCCUGUAAACCCACAGAGACCUCCCUCGGCUGUCGAGCCUGACGGCAUCAGAUAUUCCCUGAAAAACAGAAGGGUGACAUAUCUGAAUUGGGCAUUCAACUUUCGAAUGUCUUCAAUUAGCGGACCAGCGUUGUAUGAUGUGAGAUUUAAAGGGGAGAGAAUUGCAUAUGAAAUAGCAUUAUCAGAAUUCGCUGCGUUCUACUCUGGUAAUUCCCCUUGGCCGCAAACCAGUGACUAUGUUGAGAGUGCUUCUGUUGCUGGUCUUCAGUAUAGGUCAUUGGUACCUGGUGGUGACUGUCCAGAUACUGCAACGCUUAUCAAUCAGACAUUUUACAACCAAUAUGGCGAUUCACCGAGUGUCAGCUACAUCACAUUUUGUCUGUUUGAACACAACAAUGGGCUGCCUCUCAGAAGACAUUUGUCCUACACAGUUAGCGAGGGGAGCUUCUAUGGUGGCAUGUUGGACUCGGCUCUGGUACUGAGAACGGCCUUAACUGUUGUCAACUAUGACUAUAUAGUAGACUUUAUAUUCCACCAGAAUGGUGUGUUGGAAACACGCUUGAUGGCGUCAGGGUACAUCCAGACAAGCUAUUAUCGAGAGGCAGAGAGACCCUACGGAUUUCGUUUGGGGGAAAAUAUCCUUGGCAAUCUCCAUCACCACCUCGUCAAUUUUAAGAUUGACCUUGAUAUUGUUGGAACUAGCAAUCGUUACCAAACUUUGGAUAUAAUGCAAGAUCUGGUCAAGAGGUCUGAUGACUCAACAAAAGAUUUUUACCAGAACAAAAUUGUCCGUACGCUAAAGAACACUGAGGGGGAGGCUGUCUUCGACUUCAAUUUUGACACUCCCAAGCAGCACAUUGUUUUCAGCAACACCGCCAAAAACUCAUUCAGUGAAAGCAAAGGCUACAGAAUCCACAUAGAAGGUAUGUCCAAGAGUCUACUGCCAGAGAAUGUUGAUAACGAGCGAUCGAUUCCUUGGGCUCGCCACCAGAUGGUGGUCACAAAACAAAAGGAUGCAGAGAUUCGAAGCAGCUCUGUGUAUGGCUUGUUUGACAGUGCAAGGCCCGCGACCAACUUUACGGAAUUCUACAGUGACAAUGAAUCAAUUCUUGACCAAGAUCUGGUAUUCUGGGUUACCUGUGGUACCUAUCAUAUCCCACGUACCGAGGACAUACCUGUCACAACUACAGUGGGUACUAACAUGGGUUUCUAUCUGCUACCCUACAACUACCACAAUGAGUGUCCAUCUUUGUCAUCCCGAGAUGCCAUUUAUGUCCAUCACACUGACCCCAGUGACCUGAAGAAAGGUGUGACCGUUGAAAGGUAUGGCAACACUGCUACACAAUGUCUGACUCCUAAACCAACGCUAGAAAGUCUUCUUGCCUCAAACCCAGAUCGCAUCCUAGAGACCAACCAUGGAAACUACGUUUAUUAGACCAGAAGGAACAUUUGAAACAUGUAUGGCAACACUGCUACACAAUGUCUGACUCCUAAACCAACGCUAGAAAGUCUUCUUGCCUCAAACCCAGAUCGCAUCCUAGAGACCAACCAUGGAAACUACGUUUAUUAGACCAGAUGGGGCGAUUUACAUUUAGAUGUGUGUACAUGUAUUAGAUGUAUUACUUGAAAUCAUGGAGAACUUAUUUGAGACAUCAAAACUGUCUCACCAGUUGUCACAGUAGUGAACAUCUACUAACAGUAACAAAUAAUAAUGUUUCUGAUACCGGUACCUGAUCUAUCAGUAAACUAGAUUCUAACAUGACAACACACUAUUUAGCAAUGUAUUGAAUGUGAACGAUGGAUAUAGUAAAAUGAAGUUAAGUGUUGGCCUACUUGCUUUUAAAACCUUACAAUGAAUGCAGCCAAUUGAGACAUUUUUCUGAGGGUAAUAAACACUAAUAGAUGGUUGUAUAGGCCUAGAUGUAUAUAUAUAAUACAAAAUUUUCUUUUAAACUAAAGAAACCACAAGUCUAGAUUAUGAUAGUCAUUUUCCUUUAAUUAUAUGAGAAUAUAUCACACUAUAGCUUUAUUUUGCAUUGAAAGUUAUAAGUGAUAUGUGAAUAAUCUUUGAUAAUAAAAUUUAUAACUAGAAAAGUGAAAUAUUGAAUCUUAUCAUUUUUAAGCUUGUCUUUUUUUUUAGCUACUCUGCUUGAUUUAAAAAAUUAAAUUGAAAAGGCAACACCAGCUCCGAAAUCAAAGCAAGAGCCUUUAAUGCUAUGGCAUAUGUAUAUAUAAAUAUAUAUACACAUAUAUAUAUAAAAGCGAGACAGUGCUUAAAACUGACUAUAAGGGUAUGUCUGAUUUUUUUGUUCUGAUACAAAACUGUUAUUUAACUUUCUUGUCUAUAAAUAGUUUCAUGCCAGCACUUGGUAUAAUUUAAGUUAGGUAUUAAAUAAGAUUUUAUGUUUAGAAAUUUUAUGUUUAAAGAAGCAAACAUUCUCUUGAACAGAAUAUAGCAGAUAAAUCUCUUGUUUUGUUUGUUUUCACUUAAAUAUACACUUCAUCGCUACUAUUGGCAGAAUCAUAAGUAUUAAAAAAAAAGUUUUUUUUUGUUCUGUUUUUUUAUGCGCUGUUUUAAUAAAAUGGCGAACUAGGGCUGUACAUAGGGAAGAUAUAUUUAUUGGUCAUGCUUGUGUUCCAACUUGAUAUUGUCAAUAGCAUAACACAUUAUGUUAAGUAAGAUACUGAUUUUGUGUUAUACCAAUAACUAUACUAAAAUAGCAGUUAAAAUGUCCUUGUUGAUACACCUAGUUGUCUUUACGGGUUGGAAAAGACAGGUCAUUGUAUUUUUUUGAUUGAUCAAAUUGAAAAUCAAUCAAUCAUUUCUACUUAGUUACCUCUCGCAAUAGUUUAGAUAACGUUUUUACGGGUUGGAAAAGACAGGUCGCUGUAUUUUUUUUUGUUUGAUUGAUCAAAUUGAAAAUCAAUCAAUCAUUUCUACUUAGUUACCUCUCGCAAUAUUACAGAGUUUAUCAUUGAAUAAUAAACGGAUAUUUUUCAUGUACAUAGACUGUUUCAAUGUAAAUAUGAAAGUGUGUUUAAAAGAAAAUAUGAUUGUCAAAGAAUAGAGAAGUGAAUGAGUGCAGGAGUGGAAGUUGAAAAAUGCAUGUGCUUAACAGUGUUGACCAUUCCUCUAAAUAAGUACUGUAUAAGCAUUAACCGUAAAACUUUUUUGAAUAAGACUAAGACUUAGACUAAGACUGCUUUAUUGAUCCUUACGGAAAUUUGUUGUGAUUACAAGGACUCGUUUCUCAUAUAAAGACAACACAACAGAAAAUACACAUAAAUACAACAGACAACAUAAAGAGUUCAUUCAGCGACUACAAACAGGUAUCUUGGUGCAUUUCAUGUUCCCUGAUCAAUGAGUGGCGGUGAUAGAGUCUGACCGAGUGAGGUACGAACGAGUUUUUGUACAAUAUGUCUCUAAACUAAUUCAAAUUUAUGUAGUGUACAUAUUUUGAUUCUAUAAUAAUAUUAUUAUUUAGAUAUUUUCAGAUAAUUUUUUAGGCUUGAUGAUGCUAGAUCCAAAGAACUAUUUAGUUUUUUCUCCUUCCACUGGAACACUUCUUUUAUUGAAUGCAUUGUUUUAUUGCAAAGGAAAAUGUUAUUAAAUAAUGAAAUAUUAAACUUAAUUUAACUUCA
Molecule: messenger RNA, 4808 nt
Organism: Biomphalaria glabrata
Lineage: Eukaryota; Metazoa; Mollusca; Gastropoda; Planorbidae
Product: putative amine oxidase [copper-containing]
Exons: 18
Coding region: 136-2601 (821 amino acids)
Biological process (GO): amine metabolic process
Cellular component (GO): plasma membrane
Molecular function (GO): quinone binding; primary methylamine oxidase activity; copper ion binding
Source: RefSeq, a predicted model, not a curated record